Messenger RNA from Leucoraja erinaceus (little skate), 6948 nucleotides. It is a transcript of the gene rbm27, whose product is annotated as RNA binding motif protein 27. Gene Ontology annotation, biological process: mRNA processing. Gene Ontology annotation, cellular component: nucleus. Lineage: Eukaryota; Metazoa; Chordata; Chondrichthyes; Rajiformes; Rajidae. The transcript is spliced from 22 exons. Bases 380 to 3517 code for a protein of 1045 amino acids. The record is from RefSeq and is a predicted model, not a curated record. Gene Ontology annotation, molecular function: metal ion binding; RNA binding.
AUAUAUAUAUAUAUAUUCCUCCUCUAGAGACGCGACAUUUUGUUUACAGCGAGGAGAAGAAGAGGGAAAAAAAUCUAACUUUGGACUGAUCGACUGCUCGUCCUCACAGGCCGUUGACGACCGUCAAUCUAACUUGCUGCCUGCUGCCUGUCCCGCCUCCCUCUCCGUCCCAUUGGCCGGGCGGUGGGAGAGCGGGCGGGUGAUUAGUGGGCGGCCCUGUCCGUCAGCUUGGGGUGGGCGGGUGCGAGCGAGCGAGCGAGGUUUGUGUGCGCGGUGCGCUGCGGCCUGCUCCCCGUUUGUUGUCAUGUCGCUGGCGGACUCUCACUGAGGCGGAUCAUUCUCAUGGUGCAGCUGGCACUGAGUAAGAGACCUUGGGAAGAUGAUCAUAGAGAAUCUGGACGCUUUCAGAUCUUGGUUGUCAAGGGCGCUGGACCCUAUUUGUGACGCUGAUCCUUCAGCUCUAGCAAAAUAUGUUGUGGCUUUAGUUAAGAAAGAUAAACCAGAAAAAGAACUGAAGGCUUUGUGCGUUGAUCAACUGGACGUAUUUCUGCAAAAAGAAACUGUUGGUUUUGUGGACAAACUUUUUGAUGCUUUAAGCACAAAGAACUACGUUCAACGACCAGAACAGCUUGUCCAGGAGACAUUGAAGCAGGACAUGCAGCCUAUGUGGCAAGAGAGGGAGGACAAAAAAGAAGUUCCCCUGUAUGAUGAGGACCAAGAUGGUAAAAAACCUUUAUUAAAGAAAAGCCACAGUCCUUUUAAACCCCUUUUAGGACCUAUUGAUACAAGAGCCCGUGACGAGAAAAAGCGCGAAGAACGACGGCGCAGAGACUUUGAGAGAUACCCCCAUUCUAGAGAUCUUUAUCGAGAUCGAUAUGACCGUCGUAGGGGUAGGAGUUAUAGCCACAGUCCAUUGAAGACCAAAAGUCGAAGUCGUAGUCGCAGUCGGGACCGGAAUAGAGUACUUGGCCGCAGCAAUAGCACAAGUAGGGAUCAACAUAAGGAGAGAUCAAAAUUUGAAUUGGAAAGAAAUGAGGCCACGGAGAAUAUGUAUGUUCCCAGUUGUACAUCAGUAAGCAGUUCAACUGAGCAGUAUUUUGUUGGAGGGCCCCCUGCUCCGAGUGCAGUAACGGUGGUAGCUCCUGUCCACCAUCCUGACAACACUACUGAGAGCUGGUCUAAUUUCUAUAACAACCACACGGGUUCAAACUCCUUCGGUAGAAAUGCAGCUCCAAAACGCCGGUGCAGAGACUAUGAUGAAAAAGGUUUCUGUAUGCGUGGUGAUCUCUGCCUCUUCGAUCAUGGUAAUGACCCAUUAAUAGUGGAAGACGUCACUCUUCCAGGGAUGAUUCCAUUUCCGCCACCACCUCCGGGGUUGCCUCCGCCAGGCCAUCAGUUGCCUCCGCCCGGACAUCAUUUGCCUCCACCUCUACCAGGUCUGCCUCCAAGCCUGAGGUUACCUCCUGUACCACCACCUGGACAGCCACCUCCUCCUGGUAUCCAUUCUGUAUCUGGACCACGUCCAAUCUCAAAAAGCAGUAUAGAUGGCAUUGAAAUCUCUGGGAACACUACAGUACCCAAUUUGCCGCCACCUGGAUUACGGCCCCCACCUUUACCACAGUAUCCACCAUAUGCAACUUCAGAAUGUGACACCCAAGAUGUAGGACGUGCUCUAUGCUUUCCAGGGUCUCAACAUGAACAUUUAUUGUUGGAGGGAAGCAGGGCGACAGAUAACUAUGAGCCUGAUGGUUAUAAUCCUGAGGCUCCCAGUAUUACCGGUGGUGCAAGACCUCCCUAUCGACACUACAUCCCACGCGUUCAGACGGAGCGUCCUAAUUUGAUUGGAUUAACGUCCAGCACCAUGGAUAGUCCUCAACGAGUACCUAUAAAACUUAAUCAAGCGGAGAUGUGCAUAGCUGCAACUGCCGGCAACAACGCUUCACGUGUGGUCAUUGAACCAGAAUCUAGAAAGAGAACUGUGGUGGCCUUGGAUGGGCCACCAAUGAAAAAACUUUGGAUGGAAAAGCAACAUUUUAACCAUCAAAACAAACAAGGUUUCCAGAAGAAAAUUCAGCAUGCUUACGAUAACACAAAGCUGGAGGUACGCAAGAUCCCAAGGGAAAUGAACACCAUUACCCAGCUGAAUGAACAUUUCAGUAAAUUUGGUACUAUUGUCAACAUUCAGGUUGCAUUUGGAGGGGAUCCAGAAGCAGCUCUCAUUCAGUACUCACACAAUGAGGAGGCAAAGCGAGCCAUUUCCAGUACUGCCGCAGUAUUGAACAAUAGAUUUAUUAGGGUGUAUUGGCACAGAGAAAACAAUGGGAUUCAACAUCAACAACAUCAACAACAUCAACAACAUCAACAUCAGCAUCAGCAUCAGCAUGAAGUUCAGACACAACAAUUAGCAGUAUCGCAACACAACACAGUUCAUAAGAUUUUAAAUCGAAACCAAAGUCCAGGGUCUUUUGUGCUAACAAAUACACCAGCAAAGCAACGACUUGGGUCAGUUGGUGGAAAUCAGCCUGACGGGUUGCAACCCUGUUCAAACCAGUUUGGGACAGGUGGAGAAGCUUCGCAGGUGCUUCCUUCAUCCACCAGUCUGGUAAAGGCAGGCUAUAGUUCUUCUAUCACAAAACCAACUCAUAAGUCUAUAGCACAGAGUAAAGCACUUGAAACUAAAGAAGCUCAGAAGAAAAAACAGGAAGCUUUUAAAUUGCAGCAAGAUAUGAGGAAGAAACAACAAGAGAUGCUGGAAAAACAAAUUGAGUACCAGAAGGUAUUAAUUUGCAGGUUGGAAAAAAAUAAAAAUAUGAAAACAGAAGACAGAGCCAAAAUUAUGAAAACAAUUAAUGAUAUAACGGAAAGAAUAUCACAAUUGCGAGAUGAGCUAAAAGCCACAUCAGCACCAACGCCAUCGGUUCCAGCGCAACCAAAAUCUAAAUCUGACGCACAGAAGGAAUUAUUGGAUGCAGAACUGGAUUUUCACAAGAAGCUUAACUCGGGAGAGGAUACGACAGAUUUGCGUAAAAAGCUGAACCAGCUCCAAGUGGAGGCUGCACGAUUGGGCAUUCUUCCGGGAGGACGUGGUAAGACCUUGCAAACACGAGGCAGAGGUCGAGGCAGGAGUGUGAGAGGAAGAGGUGCACAGAUGCAUAUGGUGGUUGAUCACAGGCCCAAAAUAUUAACAGUAUUUGGCUUCACAGAGGAGGAAAAAGAUGAAUUAACGCCACACUUCUCGAAAUUUGGAGAAGUAGAAGAUUUUCAAGAGGAUACUCCUUUAAGUGUUAGAAUAACAUUUAAGUCGAGAAUUGAAGCAGAAAAUGCAGCAAAUCAGGGAGCAAAGUUCAAAGGUCGAAACCUUCAGAUCUCCUGGUACAAGCCAAAAGCACCUUCAGUAUCAACGGAACCAGAGGAGGAGGAAACAAAAGAAGAGGCAUCAGAACCUGUGGAUCCCUUCUUUCGUGAAGAUGACGAUGAUGAAGACGAAGAUGACGAAUCUCGCUCAUGGAGACGAUAGUGGGAUUUAGAAUUUUCAUACAGUCGUCAUGAACUUUUGUGAAUUUUUUGUGUUUAAAUAUAUUUACUAAUUUUACAGAAACAUUUUUAUUGUAUUUAAAGAAAAAAUAUGUUUGCAGCAUUUUGGUGAGAAAUACAAAAAAGCUUGUUACUUUCCUUUCUGUGCUUCUGGGAUACAUUUCCCUAAGGAGUUAAAUCACAGAAUGACUUGGGUUGAGUUGGGGGGGGGGGGGGGGGGGGAGGUGGAGAAAACAUGGGUGAAGUAGGGAAUAAGCAGAAAUACAUUCUGCUUUUGCAGAAGUCCUUGUAUGAAUGUAUAUUAAAAUAGUGUAUAUACUUUGCCUUUUUUGAUCAGAAGAACAUUUAAGCCUGUAAGUAAAUUUUUGAAAGGUCAUUUUUUUCCAUUUUUUGUUUUAAAAGAAAGAACAAUUGUAACUAAAAUCCAUCUUGCACAGAAAGUGAAUUAAGAGCAAAUAUUGAGUUCUAUAUAGGAAAGAAAAAUCCAUUUGGAUAAUUGAGGGGAGAGAGUUCAUUGUAUGAUCUUAAACAACGUGUUUUACUCAGCUGUGUUGGUGGGCAUGGAGGAAAACUCCUCAUGGUAAACGACAAAAAGAUACUGUAGGACCAAGAUGGCAUCUGAUAACAUGUACUAUAUUUAAUUGGAUAAAGGAUGGUAUUCUUCAAAGCUGAGCUAUGUCAACGGUAAAUACUUACCAAGCUAUUAUUAAAGCUGCAAUGCCCAACUAUGUUAGACUAGAUAUUUUAUUAAUUUGCUAUAUAUUGAAUCCUUUUUAAAAAAAAAGGAAUGGAAAUCUCUCAACAUCCUCAUUGCCUAAAUUUACUUUUCAUAAUUUUGACUUGCUGUACAUUGUUGAUUUUUCUUUUGGUUUCACUUUCACUCUUGGACAGCUAAGAGACCAGGCAUGGUAACAUUGAACCAUGUUUGCCAUUACAUUACUGAUGCUAAAUAGGGGAAUAUGUAUUCAAUCCCAGCUUCUCAAUUCAAGAUGCUAGGGCUAAUAAAAGAACACAGCCAUUUAUUUUUCAACUGUUUCCUACAAAAAAAAUAAGUGUUGCUUAUAGCAGUGGAUUAAAUAGCAAUAGUUUGGCUACUGUCAGAGAAGAUUGCUUGUCAGGCAGAGAUUAUGAUCAUCAGAGUCUCCUCACCCCACCAUACCUGAUUUGUAUCAUGCAAGUUGUUAUUAAGAGUGUAAGUGUUCAAUCAACAUUCAAGGUUGAACAGUCUUUAGAGAUCAAGGUCUGUGGAAGGUAAAAGGGAUUAUUUUCUGGGUGAUAUUUGUGAACUUGUUGACAUGUUUGUUGACAUUUGCACAGGUAGAAUGCUGUUGUGAGGUUUCUAUUAUAUGGAAUAGAUUAUCCGCAGUGGCAGUUCUGCUAUUAGUUCAAGUUUCCAGCCAACAUUCAUUGUAAUUCAUUCCAUGUCUCUAACUACAUAAACAAAAUAUUGCUUAUUUCAAAAUUAGAUUUGUCUAUUGGAAAUGGCAGAGUAAGAUGCUGAAGUUCUCGUGCAUUUUCUUCUUGCACUGACGUGACUCCAAAAUGUUGACUUGUAGUUAGGCUAGUUUGAUAAACUGCAGAAAGUGAUAUAAAAGUGAUUUUAAAAAUAUUCUCAAGACUGUAUGCCGUAAAUCCACAAUGCAUAAUUCAGCAAAGUCAAAAAUCUGCAUGCCACACUCUUCACUAAAUACAAGCUUGAGGAUUUUAAUUUUCUGAAAUUAAAACUAAUAUGCACUUGUAGAUACUGAUGCAAACUAAUUUACAUUUUCAAUUACUGUGGAAAUGCAGCUUUAAAUAGAACAGUUAUUGCAUAGCGACACCUGAGUGAAAAAAACACAGUUGUUGCAAAAGAAUACCAUUUUACGUGGCUCUUUUGAGGCUAUGGAAAUAAAAUCUUGAUUAAGCUGUGUCCCUAAAACCAUAAUGUGUAAUUGUGAGAGUUUCAAGUUCCUACUGUAAGAAUUAAUUCUUUUGGGUAUUCUGAGACUCUUGAACGAUCAUCUGUAUUCUACAAAUGAUUCUUUUUAUAUGAAGUUAUUUACUGCUGUCUUGAUAUUUGACCAUUAAUUUUGAUGACUUAUUCAGAAUGAGGAAAAACUGGAAACAGUGCCAUCUUGUGAUUAACCCAGUUAUCAUCGUGUUGUAAUUGUCGCAAUCCAUGACUGGUAUAUGUCAACUGUGUGAUUGCAUAAAUCUCUGCCAAAAGCAGCCGCUUUAUCCUAAACAGAGGUAGUCUGGAGGGGAAUCCCUCAACAAUAGCCAUUCAUGAACACUACAGCAUCUUGUACAACUGUCCAGAAGAUUCUUACAGUUGUUUUUGAUGAAUGUAACUUCACGGUGAUUGAAAAUGCAAUUGGUAGAAAUUAAAUGGCAUAGCUGAUAUUUCAGAUAACCAGACGUAUAUUGCCCUCCUUUCCCUUCCUCUUUGAAGGAACCGAUGAUGGUAUCAGAGAGUGAAUUUAAGAAUAUUAAGAGCUUAAUUUUGGGAUCUCGUUUAAAAUAAAAAGUAAGUUAUUUUCUAUAACUUGUGAAAAUGAUUUCGGUCUAUCUUACCAGAUGUCAUGCUGUCUACUGAUUCACUGUACCACAUGCUACAUACUGAAACAUACUAAUUUCACAAAAAUACUGAAAACUGGAAAUCAAAUUUAUCCUUUGAACUUCGCUCGGAUCAAACUUUUCUUUGGCCCUUUAAAUACAUUUACAAACCUAAAUGUCACAUGUUUUCUCAGAUAUUCUGCAGGAUUCCAAUGACUUUUUUUGCUUUACUUUUUUUUUUUAACACCUCUGCUUUAUCCUAUUUGUCCUUCUUGUCUUGUGCUGUUCAAUGUCUCGUGCUGUUCAUUCCAAGUACUGUUAGAUGACUGACUGUGAUGUAGGGAAGGCUGCACUUUUCAUUUUAAUGGGUGAGUGUGUAUAUAUAGCAUUUACCAUAAUGAAGAGGAGGGAUGGAUAAGAAAGGGAUAGAGGGCACUAUGGUUUGAGGUGGUCACCACCUUGUGAACUUUCACAAAAAAUACCAUGAUUGGGUUGAACACACAAGAUGCAUUGUACUGAGAGAACUCUCAGCAGUAGUUAGGCAUUUAGAAUUGAUCAUUUGUAGAGCUUUUAUUUUGUGGGUGUGGAACAACCAGAUAUCCUACGGCUUUCUUUUGUAAGUAAAUACUUGUAUAAUAGAGUUAUUCAGAAUUGUGAACGCAUAGAAUAUCAAUGUAUUUUUAGGUUGUUUAUGCUAAAAUGUGAAUUCAGUGCAAGGUUCUUGCACACUUCAGUAAAAUGUUACUUUAUUGGGUGAUAUUGUUGCUGAAUUUGUAACAGUUUAUACGUUUGGAUUUAUGUCUUUAUUUCUGUUUUACUGAUUGUAUCUGAAUUUCUAAUAGAGGCAUGUUCACAUUUGAAAUAAAGUCCCACAAUGGA